Messenger RNA from Spea bombifrons (plains spadefoot toad), 1722 nucleotides. It is a transcript of the gene SPARC, whose product is annotated as secreted protein acidic and cysteine rich. Gene Ontology annotation, molecular function: extracellular matrix binding; calcium ion binding; collagen binding. The transcript is spliced from 10 exons. The record is from RefSeq and is a predicted model, not a curated record. Lineage: Eukaryota; Metazoa; Chordata; Amphibia; Anura; Pelobatidae. The coding region runs from base 99 to 1007 and encodes 302 amino acids. Gene Ontology annotation, biological process: anatomical structure development.
UCUGCUCUCUUCUCACUUCUUCUGUACUCUUCAGAUUUCUUCAGACCAUCUAGAAGCCUGAAGCUCUUUCUCUUCUGGUCCCGAGGUCCGGCAACAGAAUGAGAGUCUGGGUCUUCUUCGUCCUGUGCCUGGCUGGCAAAGCACUAGCUGCUCCUCAGCAGGAUGCUCUGCCAGAAGAGGAAGAGGUCAUAGAAGAUGUUGUGACAGAGGAAACUGUGGGAGCAAAUCCCGUACAAGUGGAGGUUGGGGAGUUUGAUGAAGCGAUCAAUGAAGAGGAGGAGGAAGAGGAAGCUGUUCCUGAGAAUCCUUGUUUGAACCAUCACUGCAAGCACGGCAAGGUCUGUGAAGUUGAUGAGAACAACACUCCAGUUUGCGUGUGCCAGGACCCCUCCACCUGCCCUGCCAGCGUCGGAGAGUUUGAGAAGGUCUGUGGCACUGACAACAAGACCUAUGAUUCUUCUUGCCACUUCUUUGCUACCAAAUGUACCCUGGAGGGAACCAAAAAGGGCCACAAGCUGCAUCUGGAUUACAUUGGACCAUGCAAAUUCAUCCCUCCCUGCAUGGACUCUGAGCUGAACGAAUUCCCUCUGCGUAUGCGCGAUUGGCUCAAGAAUGUCCUGGUCAGUCUGUAUGAACGCGAUGAGAACAACAACCUGCUCAAUGAGAAGCAGAAACUGAGGGUGAAGAAAAUCCACGAAAACGAGAAGCGCUUGGAAGCUGGAGAUCACUCCAUGGAACUGCUGGCCCGUGACUUUGAGAAGAACUACAACAUGUACAUCUUCCCCGUACACUGGCAAUUCGGACAGCUGGACCAGCACCCCAUCGAUGGGUACCUGUCCCACACUGAGCUGUCCCCUCUCCGUGCCCCUCUGAUCCCCAUGGAGCAUUGCACCACCCGCUUCUUUGAGGAGUGCGACCUCGAUAACGACAAAUACAUUGCAUUGGAUGAAUGGGGCAAGUGCUUUGGCAUCAAGGACCAGGACGUUGACCAAGAUAUGAUCGUCUAAGCAACACAAGGAUUUCUGUCUCGUACAGUUUUUAUUUCUGUAAUAUUAUUUUGUAUCUCCUCUUUCACAUCUUAGUUUUUAAUAUUUGUCUCUCGGGAGUUGGAGCGGCAAAAAAAAAAAAAAAGAAGAAGGUGCUAACUUAGAACAACAGAUUCUAUUAAUGGUGCUUAGACCAACACAAACAAAAUUUGUUAGCUAAUGGAGGAGAUGACUGUGUCACCACUAGCUCUGAAAUCCAUUGUCUGACCUGUUUAAUCAUACUUUUUUUUUUCUUUCUUUUCUAAAUGUCCAAUUCCCUAGUUCCAACCUAUUUUUUUUUAUUCUUUCUGGACAAAAAAAAAAAAAAAGAUAAAUAGAUUGGCUUAUAGCUGUAAUCUAAAGGCAGAGACUUUUGUUGUUGCUUAUCGUUGUCUAUGUUGAUGGCUACCCCUCAAAAUGGAGUGUUAAAGCAGGACUUUAACCCCUUCUCUGCUGGAGUAGCCCACCAAGAGUUGCAGAGACACUCUAGCAAUGAAGGGGUUAACCCCUGACCGGCAUGCAGGGGUUAAGUGGGUGGCGGGAUCUAGAAUUGGACCAGUGGUAUGGGCUCCCUCCGACAUCCUUGGUGUAUAUGUUGGGGGGGUUCUGCUUGACCCAAGUGCAGUAUUGGUUACCCCCCCCCAAAAAAAAAAUGGCUGCGCACAACUCCAUACAAAGAAUAAAAGACUGAAAAUCU